AUGUCUCUUUCUAUUGAAGCACGCCUAAGCUUCAUCGAGGGCCUGGAUAUUCCUCCUUUCGAGACCUGUCUUGCAUGGAAGCUUGCUGCCGUCAAUGGUCGGUUGUUGCAGUCAUCCGUUGGAAAUUUAGACCCCGUCCAUAAGGAUGACGUCUUGAACUCCACCCUCCUUGCCCAACUAGCUGCUAACCAGGCUGGGGGAGACGACAAGGAUAAAUGGUACAAGAAAUUCAAGGAGGUCCUCGAAAACGUCGGAUGGGUUGUCCAGAGUUUCUCGUUCGCCGAAAUCGAUAAUGUCAAUACUUAUGGCUCAGUCGACAAGGUCGUGAUUGCCAUGUUGGAUCCUCGUCUCUCCCCUGAAGCCGGCAAAGUUGUGAAGGCCACCAUUGAUGCCAUGAGACGUCGGGUGAAUGCCAGCGCUAAUGCCAUCUUCCAGGAAAAUGCCUGGGAUGGGCAGACUGCUAACUUCCAGGUUAGCGUGGCCUCAGCAGCUGACGGCGAUAACGUCCAGCUGCAUAUUGGAUGCUUCGACUACACGGCUGAAGGCGUCGCCGGCAACGUACUCUUCUUCAAGUUUGGCCACCGUGCCGUGAAGUUCACGUAUGCCACACAGACCAUGGUGUUGAACGAGGAGAGGUAUAAGAUGGUCAGAGACAUGGUGAAGGAGAAACUCGGCACGGCUAUCGAGAGCUACAGGAAGGAUGUGGUCAUAAGAGUCUGA
This is a messenger RNA of Sparassis crispa, 720 nucleotides long. RefSeq lists its product as hypothetical. NCBI's taxonomy places the organism in Eukaryota, Fungi, Basidiomycota, Agaricomycetes, Polyporales, Sparassidaceae. The transcript is spliced from 5 exons. The record is from RefSeq and is a predicted model, not a curated record. Bases 1 to 720 code for a protein of 239 amino acids.